AUGCAGCCCCAGAAAAAGAAGCGUAAAAAGGGCUCAGGUGGUGUACGUGCUGGUGCUGGGCGAAAGAGUGUGGCCUCUGGGAUCACGAAGACCCUUCCGGACGAGACCCUUCCGGACCGCCAGAUCACGUUGUUCGGUGGGUUAGCCAGAUCAACAUUAUCCAGAACAGCAUCACAGGAGACAGCAAUCGCACAUGCCAGCUCAGAUUCCCAAGCACUUGACCAAGAGGGCGAGGCUGAUGAGCAGACAAUAGUUUCACCCGCAGCCUCCAUAGUAGGAGACACGACCAUACUAGUGGCCGCCUAUGCGCCCGAUAAAACCUUGGACGUGUACCUCCCUGUCGAAACAGCUGCUCACCCAUCGUACAACAAUGCGAGGGACAGUACAAACACACCAGACCUAGACUAUAAUGCUGCCCCCAAUAUAGUUGUUGAUUAUAUUGAGAAGAUCUAUGACAAACGCAAGAGAUAG
Sphaeroforma arctica JP610 is the source of this 471-nucleotide messenger RNA. RefSeq lists its product as hypothetical. The coding region runs from base 1 to 471 and encodes 156 amino acids. NCBI's taxonomy places the organism in Eukaryota, Ichthyosporea, Ichthyophonida. The transcript has 3 exons. The record is from RefSeq and is a predicted model, not a curated record.